CACUAAUCUAGGCUGAAAGUGGUUAGAAAUUAAGUCUUUUAAGACAGAUUCCUCAGACUGUAAACUUGUUUUGUAUGAAGGAACAACAGAGAAUACAAUAACAUGGCAGCUGCAGCAAAGUGGAUUUACACUCUUGUGCUUUUAAGUGACUUAAUCGAUGGACAGAUUACAACAGAUGCAACUACAGCUGCUGAAAGAAGUACAGAAACUGAGACAUCUACAACACCUCUACAAUCAACAAUUAUAUCACAAAUCAUUACAGCUACUCCAGAAAUAACAAACAUCAUGACACAAACAGCUACUAACACGUCCACUCAAUCUUUAACAGGUGAAUCCACAACAUCAACAAUGGCUGUCAAUUCCACAACAGAAACUACUGCAGCAACAUCUCCUGGAAUGAAUCCUAACAAUGAGACAUCUACAACACCACUACAAUCAAUUACUACAUCACUAAUCUUCACAAAUACUUUGAGAAAUACAAGCAUGGUGAUACCAAAGGCUACUGACACGUCCACUCAAACUUUAACAGCUGAAUCCACAACAUCGACAAUGGCUGUCAAUUCCACAGCAACAGAACCUGCUGAAACAACAGCUCCUAGAAUGAAUUCUAACACUGAGACAUCUACAACAGCUGUUUUGAGAAUAACAAACACAGUGAUUCCAAUAUUUCCUGACAUGUCCACUCAAGCUUUAACAGGUGAAUCCACAACAUCUAUAAUGGCUGUCAGUUCCACUGCGAAAGAACCUGGAACAAAUAGUACAGCAGACUCAACAUCUACAGGGAGCACCGAUCAGACAUCAACUACUGAAUCUACAGACAGAGCCGAAGCAUCAACAGUUACCUCACUGUCAUCGGCAAGCAUGCCUACAGCCCCUGCCUUGAUAUCAAUGCCAGGAACAAGCAGUACAGCAGAGUCAACAUCUACAGGAAGCACCGAUCAGACUUCAACAACUGAAUCUACAGAUAGAGCCGAAGUAUCAACAGUUAUCUCAACGUUAUCAGCAAGCAUUACGUCGUUUGUUUCAGGAAUAAAUCAAAGUACUGAGACAUCUACAGCACCUUCUCAGUCGUCAACUACCAGACCAAUCUUCAUAACAAGUACAGCAGACACAAUGACACCAUCAACUGCUGACAUCUCCACCCAACCUUUAACAAGUGAAUCCACAACGUCUACAACAACGGCUGUCAGUUCCACAACAACAGAACCUGACAUCGAUGAAUGUGCAACCAACACAUCAAACUGUCAGCAAAUCUGCAUCAACACAAAUGGAGGCUACACCUGCAAAUGUAGGAAUGGUUUCACUGUCAACCAAGCCAACAACACCCUUUGUGAUGACAUUGAUGAAUGUGCAGGAUACACACAUAAUUGUCAACAACUCUGCAUCAACACGGUUGGAAGCUACGUGUGCAGAUGUUUGACUGGCUUCACAGUAAUUGACAACUAUUGUACUGAUGUCAAUGAAUGUGCCACAAACACAUCAAACUGUGAUCAAACCUGCAUCAACACAUACGGAAGCUUCAUGUGCCUAUGUAAUCCUGGCUUCAGCAAUGACUUGACCAAUCCUUCGUUUUGCGAUGUACAACUUAAAAUUAUUCUACGGGUAACUGUCACAAGCGAGCAUCUGGAUUUGGCUGAUGAACAAAUCAGAAAGAAGGUUUUCCUACAUCUCCAAGAAUAUGCUACAUGGGUUGCUUCUUAUUUUCACAGCAUGUACCAAAACGGAACCAUUCUGGUACUGAACUGAUGGCAAAGAGAAGUUGUGCCCAGGAGAUCUAAGUAUAUAGACAGAAACGGAACAAAUAGAAUAUGUUGAAUGACAUUUUGUAAUAUGUUGAAUGGCAUACCUGUGCAAUGUGUACAUAAUUCUAUGAUAGUAAUAGCAUGUGAAAGGAGAAGUUCAACCUUUCUUGUUAGGAGGGAACAACUGGAUGGACCUUGGCUGUUAGUUGUACUUCCCUCCACACAAUGAAGUCAACAGAGCUAAAUGUGUGAGGGAAGAAUAAGAUUAGAUUUGAUUGAUUAGCUGUAUUUGCCACAUAUACAUCAAAACAUACAGUGAAAGGCGCUGUUUGCAUCAACAACCAACACAAUCCAAAGAGGUACUGGGGCAACCCAUAUGUGUUGUUACACUUCCCGCGCCAACAUAGUAUGUCCAGUAUUUGGUAACCCUAGCCCUUACAUCUUUGGAAUAUGGAAGGAAAGUCAUGCAGUCAUGGGGAAAAUAGUCAAAUUACUUACAGACAGCAACGGAACUGAACCCCAGUAAAGCGUUAGGAUAACCGCUACAUUCCCAUGUCACCUCAAUACAAGAGCUGACUGCACUCUACUGGAAUCACCAAAGAGUAAUUUCACCAAUGUAUAUUCUGCCUGAUAUUGCUUGGGAAUGAGAAUGUAAGUGUCAUUCUCUGCUUCAUCUUGUUAUUUUAUAAUUACUGCUAUUUAUCAUUUACAUUUUCUAUAAUAUUAUACUGUAUUUGAAGUAAAAUUGUAUUUACUAUAUAUACUCAGCAUAAGAAUAUAUCGUGAUUUUAGCAAAAAUAAUGGGCCUAGAAAUAUAGUUCUGCCAGAAUUUGGAGUGAAUUUGAGUCACACGCACUGAUUGAUAUUUUCAUGUGCAAUGCAACCACUACUAAUGGCAAGUAAACUCUGCUCAGGCUUCCAGCCGGGUUCAAGUAUCAAUUAUAACCGACAUUUUGAUGACAAACUCCACUAUCUUCAUCAGGGAAGAUGCCACAGCAUGUCUAGUCCAGUGGUAUUUAUACACCCGUGGUAUAAUGAACUAUAUGUGCCCUGGCAUCAUCCCUGAUGAAGAUGGUAGAGUUUGUCAUCAAAACAUUGAUUAUAAUUGAUACCUGUAUCCAACGGAGAGCCUGAAAGGAGUUUAAUUGUCAUAUACACCUGGAAAGCACGAGACCCUUUUGUAGUACGAAUGGGUUCACUUGGCAAUGUUAGUGAUAAAAUUCUUAGGUAUGGCAUUUUUGGUUUUGAUUCCAGGCAUGGUUAAGACAGACAUUCCUUCCCGAGGAACAUCAGGUGCUUUCACUACCCCCACUGUCAGUAAGAGUAAGCUGCAUUUGGAAGACCUCAGCAUUAUUUGGAUACCAGGUGCAUUGUUUAGGUACUCAGUCAGCGUAGAGCUAGUGCGUCAUAUUCACAACUGCCAUCUGGCUGAUUGGGAUGAUCAAAGUUUAGAGAACAUUUCUGUAUAUCAUGCACUGAACCAGGAAACAGGGUCACUGUGCAGUAGUGAGUUGAGUGCAGGUGAUCAGUUGUUUCUGCAUUACAGAUGAUUGUCUUUGGCAAGAGGUGGCUGUUGAAACAAGAUUGUACUGUGGCUUUGAGAGAUUGAAUUAUGUUAAUAACACUGUUGCUUCAAGACAAAUGUCAAUGGCAGAACUAAAAGUUAACAAUGUAUAUUACACUUUACAAUAUUUACAUUAAUUGCUUGUGAUUUGGAAUAAGAUUAUUUUUGUCAAAAAUAUACUUUGUUGAUAAAUUAUAACAGAAUUAGAACAUGUCAUUAUCUUCAUUCACUGUAUCAUAUAAUUCAAUACAUUCAUUCUCAAUGUGUCAAUGAGAAUCUUUCA
Molecule: messenger RNA, 3589 nt
Organism: Hypanus sabinus (Atlantic stingray)
Lineage: Eukaryota; Metazoa; Chordata; Chondrichthyes; Myliobatiformes; Dasyatidae
Product: protein HEG-like
Exons: 12
Coding region: 103-1746 (547 amino acids)
Molecular function (GO): calcium ion binding
Source: RefSeq, a predicted model, not a curated record